Molecule: messenger RNA, 1420 nt
Organism: Callithrix jacchus (white-tufted-ear marmoset)
Lineage: Eukaryota; Metazoa; Chordata; Mammalia; Primates; Cebidae
Source: RefSeq, a predicted model, not a curated record
AAAUACUGUAUGAAAUUACCUUCAGGGGAGUGGCCAAUGGCUUGCAGAGCAACAUGCCCAAGUUUUAUUAUGACUACUGCGAUACAUACCUCACCCAUGACUCUCCAUCUGUGAGAAAGACACACUGCAGUGGUAGGAAACACAAAGAGAAUGUGAAAGACUACUAUCAGAAAUGGAUGGAAGAGCAGGCUCAGAGCCUGAUUGACAAAACAGUGGCUGCAUUUCAACAAGGAAAGAUACCUCCUACUCCAUUCUCUGCUCCUCCUCCUGCAGGGGCGAUGAUACCAACUCCCCCAAGUCUUCCGGGUCCUCCUCGCCCUGGUAUGAUGCCAGCACCCCAUAUGGGGGGCCCUCCCAUGAUGCCAAUGAUGGGCCCUCCUCCUCCUGGGAUGAUGCCAGUGGGACCUGCUCCUGGAAUGAGGCCACCCAUGGGAGGCCAUAUGCCAAUGAUGCCUGGGCCCCCAAUGAUGAGACCUCCUGCCCGUCCAUGAUGGUGCCCACUCUGCCUGGAAUGACUCGACCAGACAGAUAAGGACAGAGGGGAGGCCUCAUUCUGUCAGUUUUAUAUUACCUGUUCGGCUUCACCAGGAGAUCAUGCUGCUGUGAUGCUGGGUUUUCUAAACAGCAUAAGGAAGACUUGCUCCCCUGUCUGAUCAAAGAGAAUAGUUUUGGAGGGGAGAGGUGGGGCAAAAAGAUGCAGUUUUCAUUUGUAUUGGGAAAUGUGAAAAUAAAACUGUCAACUCCUUUAGUUAAAAAAAAAAAAAAAAGAAAUUACCUUCAAGCUAUUUGCAUAAGGUGUCUAGACUCAAGUUCCAUCCCCAAGGUAUCUCAUUAUGUAUAUGCAGAUACUCCAAAAUCUGAAAAAAUCUGAAAUUCGAAACACUUCUGGGCCUCAGCAUUUCAGAUGAAGGAUGCUCAGCCUGUACUGCUGUGUCUCUGCUUAUUACAGCUAUAUUUAAAAGCCGGAUAUAUAUAACUUCCAUAGUUACAGUUCUUGCCCUUAAAUUCACCUGGUAGGGCGCCCACAUUGUCUGUAAGUCUGCCAGCCCCUCCGCCUUCCCUGUCAGUGCUGUGUGCCUUCUGAAGGGGGCCCUGUCUGGGACUCUCUGUGCCUCCACUUCUGCUUGUAUGCCCCAGGUGUGCCCAAUUUUGCUCCCUGACCCCAGACCAAAUCCUGGUGAAUUACAUCUCAUGACUCCAAAUCCUGACAUUUGAAAGAGCCGCACUUCUUUACAGUUUUCCCAGAGGACAUGGGAAGAAACCAUCCACUUGUUAUAAAUGAGGCCCAGAGAUGGAGUUCUCUGCCAAGCAUGUUCCAGCUGCCCUGGGAUGGGGCAGUAGUGUGACUGCAGCUGGGAAAGGGAAGUAGUUAAGGAUUUUAAUGUCUAUAACCGAUGUAUUUUCUAGUACAUUGUUCCCA